Messenger RNA from Penicillium alfredii, 1149 nucleotides. RefSeq lists its product as uncharacterized. The coding region runs from base 1 to 1149 and encodes 382 amino acids. The record is from RefSeq and is a predicted model, not a curated record. The transcript has a single exon. NCBI's taxonomy places the organism in Eukaryota, Fungi, Ascomycota, Eurotiomycetes, Eurotiales, Aspergillaceae.
AUGGUCGAGCUCAUCAACCCCCCCGAUCCUCGCUCGUUACUCCCUCCUCUCCUCGCUUGUCUCCCCACAGCCUUUGUCUCGCCACUACCGCCACCAGCUCUCCUACCACUCUUGUCCCCCAUUCUGCGCCAGCGCAUUCAGGUCCUCACCUCACUGUCAACCUCUCCCGGAGACUCCUGGCUACAGUUACUUUGUUGGGAUGCUGAAAAGGCGGAGCACCUCCAAAGGAUCGUGGAUGGCGCCGACUUCGAGCCACACCCUGUGUCGGGCGAGAUUGAGCUUCCGGAUGAGAUGCCCAUAAGCUACAAACGUAUCGAUGAAGAAACACUACGUGCGCAAAUUGUCUUGCCCGACUACAGCUUGACGGCAAUUUAUCUCUGGUGCCCGGAAGACGAACAGGGUGGGGGUCGCGGCUGGCGAGUGGCAGAACUCCUGCCCCGAGAAGGACCUGCGGAGGAUGAAAAAACAUGGGCUUUGUCGAUUGGGGAUGCGAAUUUUCAGGCCAAGGAUAAGCUCAUGACGGACGCGCUGGAAGCGGCCGAGCGCAAUGAGCAGCAGCCCGCAGAAGAUGGACAGCAGGACGAGGACGAUGAUGACGACUACUGGGCCCAAUAUGAUGCUACACCGGGUCGGACCCCGGGAGUAAAGACCCCAGCGUCUGCGGAUGCAUCGUCCAGUCUGCGACCGGCUGGUCCAUCCGAGUCAUCUUACUUCUCCCAAUACACCGGGGUGCAACCGGCCAUGGACAACCACGAUCCAGCCGAGGAGCAACCCGAGAUUGGUCCAUCGUCCCUGAAUGGAAAUAUAGUGACCAAUUUCUUGCGCCAGCAGCAGAUGAACGGGUCUAACGCCAGGGAAAUCUCACGAACUAAUGGGUAUGCCCCCGGCGAUGUGCCUAGCGAAGAGGCUGCCGCGGCCCUGAGCCACCCACGGCCGGCAUCUACAUCGUCGAAUAGCUCUGAUGCCGUUUCCAAAUUGGAGCAGGAAGCCGAGAGCCGGUCCACCUAUGAGGUGGGGGUGAAGCAACAUAUCGGCACCAGUCUCAAGAGUCUGUUCCGUUUGGCUAAGGCCACGGGCAUGUCUCGAACGGAAUUUCAGACCCUGGUGCAGACCGAGCUGGAACUGUUGAAUGUGACGGACGAUGAUUGA